Messenger RNA from Lathyrus sativus (Indian pea), 264 nucleotides. NCBI's taxonomy places the organism in Eukaryota, Viridiplantae, Streptophyta, Magnoliopsida, Fabales, Fabaceae. The record is from the annotation of a GenBank genome assembly.
AUGGGUGUGUGGGUUGGAAAUGAUUGGCAGUGGAAGUUAGAUUUUGAAGAUAGAAAUCUAGAUGGGAGGCAGUUACAAAAUCUCAGGGAUUUGAUGGAAAUGCUAUAUGAUAUUAAGUGUGGCUUGGGUUUGGCUGAUAGUUUUAUGUGGAAAAGUGGAUCAGAUCAUUCAUUCACUGUGAAUUCUUGUUAUAUUACUCUUCUGCAAGCAAGACAUUUUGUUGAGUUGGAGAUUACUUCCAAGACUACUCUAAAAUUACUUUAG